AUUUCGGCUCGGGCAGUCCUGUGGCGUCUGGACCCUUGCGGCGGCUCUCCCUGUGGCUCUGCCGCUCGCACCCCUCCCGGGGGCAUGUCCGACAAUCAGCUCUCCGCUUCGGAGCUGCGCCAGCGCUACAAGGCAGGGGGCACCGCGACGGAGACGACCAGCUCAGCGCGUCGCAGCUCCGGGCACGCCACGGGGUGCAGGACGAACGCCAAGCCUGGGGCCAGCGACGGCAUCAGCCCGGUCAUCAUCGUCGCCGUGCUGGUCGUGGUCGCCAUCGUCGUGGGGGUCGGGUACAAGAUGGCCAAUCCGAGCUAAGCUCGGUGUGUGAGGGCCGCCUGCUGUCGGUCACCUCUUCGCCGCCCGCGCCUCUCCGGCACCAUCCUUUCUUGUCGAAGGAGGGAGGAAGGGCCAGGAAGCGGAGCAGCUGUCAGGGGACGAGUGCUCCUUCGUAUCCCUCGUUGGCGCCGUCCCGUUCUGCAGCUCCCCUGCCGUGCAGAUACCAGUCCUGGCGCCGCCCGCGUUUGUUUUGCCACCCGAGCAGGGCAAUUCAAGCCAUGGCAUAUCCGACAGCUUGCGAAAAAGGUUCGCGUUGACGUUGGAGCGCCCGGAGGCGGGGAUUCAUCCAGACGCAUCAUACUGCACGCACGCUUCCAUGGUAUUUGGCUUUGCGCAUUACCUUCUUCUGAUACGAUCCGUGG
Molecule: messenger RNA, 698 nt
Organism: Prorocentrum cordatum
Lineage: Eukaryota; Dinophyceae; Prorocentrales; Prorocentraceae
Source: the annotation of a GenBank genome assembly